AUACCGAAGUAAAGACGUGCGAUUUGUAAGACGGAGUGUCAAAACCGUAAUAAUUAUUGUUAAAUAGCCGAAAAUAAACAAAAACACACGCCGCGCAAAUGACAACGAAGCACUGAUGCAAUUGCAAUGUAAAAAUUAUAAAGAUAAAAGAAAAAACAGUCGAUCGGUCGGCAGCUGUGUUUUUGUGAUGCGUAAAAAAUAUUAAUAAAAUCGAGUUAAAAAAGAAUUUCAACGUAAGCACGUGUGCACUAAGUCAGUCUGCGAUUACAACAAAUACGGCAAGGAAGACGGACACGCCUCAAGCUUAAUAUGAAUGGGCAUAAAAAAUAGUUAAACGUUACGCAAUUCGAAAUGUGCAGCAAAGUACAACAAAAUGCAACAAAUUAACAUUUAUUGACAAAGUGCAAUUAACAAAAAAGAGAAAUAAAAACACAGCAACAACAGAAGCAGCAGUAGCAGCAGCAGCAAAUUCAGUUGCGUCUCAGCGCGUAACAACAACAAUACGCAGUAAAGAAAGAUCAAAAGAGCAGCUGGCAAUUAAGAGCAGAGAGAGUGGAGUGGAGUAGGAGCAGGCGCAGCGUCGCUCUCGUCAUGGCAACCGCUCACAGUCAUCAUAAUGCCAAUUUGCUAAGCUCGGACAUAUCGCGUCGCAAUCCGCAGGAUGAGUACGAGCUUAUACAGAAAAUUGGCUCCGGCACCUAUGGCGACGUUUACAAGGCGAAACGCAUACAGAGCAACGAGCUGGCCGCCAUCAAAGUCAUCAAGCUGGAGCCCUCCGAUGAUAUACAGAUCAUACAGCAAGAGAUAUUUAUGAUGCGCGACUGCAGGCAUCCCAACAUCAUUGCCUACUAUGGCUCCUAUUUGCGGCGCGACAAGCUCUGGAUCUGCAUGGAGUUCUGCGGCGGCGGCAGCCUGCAGGACAUCUACCAGGUAACGGGGCCACUCACCGAGGUGCAGAUUGCCUACAUGUGCCGCGAGACGCUCAAGGGACUCGAGUAUUUGCACUCCAUGGGUAAAAUGCAUCGCGAUAUCAAAGGUGCGAAUAUAUUGCUAACCGAAUACGGAGAUGUCAAGCUGGCGGACUUUGGAGUCUCCGCGCAGAUAACGGCGACCAUCAAUAAGCGAAAGAGUUUUAUAGGCACGCCCUAUUGGAUGGCGCCCGAGGUGGCCGCAGUGGAGCGCAAGGGCGGCUACAAUCAACUUUGUGAUAUUUGGGCCUGCGGCAUAACCGCAAUUGAACUCGCUGAACUGCAGCCGCCCAUGUUCGAUCUGCAUCCAAUGCGCGCCCUGUUCCUGAUGUCCAAGAGCGGCUUCAAGCCACCCACAUUGAGCAACAAAGACAAGUGGAGCCCAACGUUUCACAACUUUAUCAAAACGGCACUGACCAAGAAUCCAAAGAAGCGACCCACGGCCGAGCGCCUGCUGCAGCAUCCGUUUGUGCAAUGCGAAAUGUCAAUGCGUCUGGCCAAGGAGCUGCUCCAGAAGUACCACAGUCCCAAUCAGCAAUUCUAUUAUUGUCUGGAUGCCGACGAGGAGACGGUGGCCGGCGUACCGCAGCGCAUUCCCAGCAAGAUGACAUCGCGUGCCAAUGGCGUCCCCUCCCAGAAUCAUACGCUUAAAACAACAGGUCUCACAACGAACUCCACGUGGUAUGAGCGCUCUUCUAGUCCCGAAACGCUGCCCAGCGAUAUCACGAGCGUGAAGCGGCAAAGGCGCACUUUGAUUAUGAACAUGUCCUUAAGGAGCCUCUUACAAUAUAUUGAUGAGGAACUAAAGCUAAGAGCAACAUUGCCAUUGAAUGAGACCAAAGAUUCGUCACUUGCUGGCGAAUGCAGCUGCAUUGCCCACAAUGGCGUCGGUGGCGGCGUUGGAAGCGUUGGAAACGGCAGUGGGGGCGUUGCCGCCAUCAAUGGUAGCAGCAGCAGCAGCGGAGGCGGCGGCGGCGGCCCAAGCAGCAGCAAUGGCGGCGGCGGCGCUGGAAGCCAACAGCAGCAACAUCAUCAUCACCAUCAUCAUCAACAACACCAAUAUCAUUACAACUCGAGCAGCAGCAGCACGGGCAUGGGCACAGUUACUUCACAACUGCAGCAGCACCAGCACCACCAACACCAACUGCACCAUCAUCAGCAAACCACCAACGCACUGACUACGUCCAGCACCAGCAGCGUCAACUCCAAUACCAAUUCGAACUCCAACUCCUAUACAAAUUCCAAUUCAUUGGCCAUGCCCGGUCUGAGCGCCUAUCUGGGCCUGCUGCGCACCACCAGCAUUGGUGACGACCCUGUCGUGCCACUGGACAUGGACAUAGCCAUGAAUAAUGCUGCAGCAGCAGCAGCAGCUGCUGGUGCGUCAGCGACAGGUGCAGUUGCUGCGGCGGCUACUGGUGGCGGCUGUUCCGCCUCCGCUGCGCAUUAUUUGCGCCACAGCAGCAAUUAUCGCUCGGCGGUAUCAUCCGCAUCCGCAUCCGCGUCCUUCGCUUCGAUUGCUGACAAUGGUCACGGUUUGCUCGCCAGCAAUCCAAACGCCGCGUCAGCAACCACAUCCGCCUUGUUUUAUAAUCGCCUACUACUCCUCGAUAAUUCCAGCGGCGAUGCAGUCGGCGGCAGCAAUGGGCUGGACAAGCAUGAGGCAGCGGCCACGCCCACAGCUCCAGCAGCAGCAGCAGCGACGCAAUCCGCAGGCGAUGGCUACUUGCAUUCCAGCAGCGCUUCAACCAGCAAUGCAGCAGCAGCCACAGCAGCAGCAGCGGCAGCAACAGUUGCUGGCAAUGGCGGCAGCAACAAUUCGCAACUUUACCAAAAUCUGCUGCGCAGCGCGGCGGGCGCUGAGCUCAAUGCAGCGGGCGCGGGCAGCAGCAGCAGCGACAACAGCAACUGUGAUUAUAGAAACGAGAGCAAUCAGAACGGCUUGGAGGACUCGCCACGACGACAUAGCAGCAUGGAUCAGUUGAUUGGACUACUGAACGACAUGGGCAAAUCUACGCGCACGCGCAGUCUAAGCGACGGCGGCACGCAGGACGAUGACGAAGUGGAAAAGGAAGCGCAGCCGGAUCUGCUGAACAAUACGCCGCCUGUGCCGCCCAAGCGUUCGCAUCGGCGACGCCACACACCGCCCAGACCCAUUUCGAAUGGUUUGCCACCGACGCCCAAGGUGCAUAUGGGUGCCUGCUUCUCCAAGAUCUUCAACGGUUGUCCGCUGCACGUGCACUGCACCGCCAGCUGGAUACAUCCGGAGACACGUGAUCAGCAUCUGCUCAUUGGCGCCGAGGAGGGAAUUUACAAUCUGAAUAUGAACGAGCUGCAUGACGCCGCCAUCGAUCAGCUGUUCCCGCGUCGCACCACCUGGCUGUAUGUCAUCAAGGAUGUGCUCAUGAGCCUGUCCGGCAAGUCCUGCCAGCUUUACAGGCACGAUCUGGUGGCGCUGCACUCCAAGCAAACUGUGCGCUUCUCGCUGCACAUGAACAAAAUACCGGAGCGACUGGUGCCGCGCAAGUUUGCGUUGACCACCAAAGUGCCGGACACCAAGGGCUGCACGCAAUGCUGCGUCACACGCAAUCCCUACAAUGGCUACAAGUAUCUGUGUGGCGCCACGCCCAGCGGCAUCUUUCUGAUGCAGUGGUACGAUCCGCUGAACAAGUUCAUGCUGCUCAAGCAGUGCGAGUGGCCGGCGAUUAGCAUAUUGGGCGGUGGCCAUGGCUGCGUGCAGAACGGACAUACGCCUGUGUUUGAGAUGAUCAUUACGCCGGAGCUGGAGUAUCCCAUUGUGUGCACGGGUGUGCGCAAGGCGCAGAACGGCUGCCUCAAGCUGGAGCUCAUCAACAUGAACAGUGCAAGCUGGUUCCACUCGGAGGACUUGGACUAUGAUGCUAUGGCCACUAUGGUGCCGCGUCGUGAGCUGCUUAAAGUUGUGCGCGUGCAUCAGGUGGAGAAGGAUGCCAUACUCGUCUGCUAUGGCAACAUUAUGCAGGUGGUCACGCUGCAGGGCAAUCCCAAGCAGCAUCGCAAGAUGGUCUCGCAGCUCAACUUUGAGUUUAACGUCGACAGUAUUGUUUGUUUGCCGGACAGCGUUUUAGCAUUCCAUAAGCACGGCAUGCAGGGAAAGUCGCUGCGCAAUGGCGAAAUCACGCAGGAGAUCAAGGACAUGAGUCGCACCUAUCGACUGCUGGGCAGCGAUAAGGUUGUCGCCUUGGAGAGUCAACUGCUGCGCACUGGUUCGCUGGGCAGCGAGGAGGGGCAUGAUCUGUAUAUUUUAGCCGGUCACGAGGCCAGUUACUAGUUUACUCUAGCCGCUACUUGUUAUAUUUCAAAUAUAAUACACACACACACACAAUAAAUUUUAAAUGCAUGCGAGCGUUUUGUGCUCCGAAGCGGCGUCAACUACUAACUGUAAUUUAAUUACUCGUAGGCCUAAGCCAACUAAAAUUCAAGUAUAAGCAAUUAGCAGUCAGCAGACGCAACAAUUUCGAGAGCUACUUAGCAUUUUAUUCUAGAGCCAAUCGAACUAAAGCAACAAAAUUAAUUACAGCAAUAAAAAUUAAAGCACACAUUGCAACUAAAGAGAUUCUUAGUCGCCCUACACCGCCCUCCUUCCCCCCUCUGUAUUUUCCAUACUUUGCCAAAACCACUAGACUUAUGUAUUUAUACUAUAUAUAUGAUAAUUAAUGCAUUUUGUGUGUCCCAUUUCCGUUUUUGUAAUUAUA
Messenger RNA from Drosophila busckii, 4699 nucleotides. RefSeq names its product mitogen-activated protein kinase kinase kinase kinase 5 (gene hppy). Gene Ontology annotation, molecular function: ATP binding; MAP kinase kinase kinase kinase activity. Gene Ontology annotation, biological process: protein phosphorylation. NCBI's taxonomy places the organism in Eukaryota, Metazoa, Arthropoda, Insecta, Diptera, Drosophilidae. Bases 592 to 4275 code for a protein of 1227 amino acids. The transcript has 15 exons. The record is from RefSeq and is a predicted model, not a curated record.